Molecule: messenger RNA, 1251 nt
Organism: Anthostomella pinea
Lineage: Eukaryota; Fungi; Ascomycota; Sordariomycetes; Xylariales; Xylariaceae
Source: the annotation of a GenBank genome assembly
AUGGCUACCGGCGAGUUACGACACCGCCCGCCCGCUACGAAGCAGGUGGUCCCAGAACCAAACUUGACCGCCGGGAUCGCCAACCCGGCCCUCGAUCCGAAUAUCGCCCAUCCCGGUGGCAGGGCCAAGUAUGGCCGGUUCAGAGCGCGUCUCCGUGCUCUCUCCGUCUCCAUGUACUUCGCGUGUAGUUGUGUAGUUAUACAUCUCACCCAGAUCAUUGGCAUCCCAAUUUACCUUGUCGACCAUGACUUUUACUAUUCGUACAUAUCUUUGACCAAGGCGUCAUUUGGCCUGUUGAUAACCACCAUGACCCAGUGGUGGGCUCCCACGCUCAUACGGAUCAGCGGGGACGCCUCAGUUGCUGGACAGUUGAGCUUGACACCUGACGGCCGGGUCGAAUGUGCCUUUCCCGAGCGCAUGGUCAUGAUCGCGAACCACCAGAUCUACACCGACUGGCUGUACCUAUGGUGGGUUGGAUACACAAAUAGCCCCCAAAUGCACGGGCACAUAUACAUCAUCCUGAAGGAGUCGUUGAAAAGGAUCCCUGUCCUCGGCCCGGCCUGCAUGUUGUAUGGCUUCAUCUUCAUGUCCCGCAAGAUGGCGGUUGACCAACCGCGCCUUGCGCAUCGGUUGGGCAAGCUCAAGACGCGGCACACGGACCCCAGCGGCAAACAAUUCUUGAACCCCAUGUGGUUGCUCUUGUUCCCAGAAGGCACAAAUCUCUCAGGGAACGGGAGGAACAAGUCUGCCAAGUGGGCGGAAAAGUCAGGACUCAAAGACAUGCAGCACCAGAUGCUGCCUCGGAGCGCAGGCAUGUUCUUCUGCCUGAACGAACUCAAGGGUACUGUUGGCUAUGUGUACGACUGCACCGUAGCGUACGAAGGGAUCCCCCGGGGAAAGUACGGUGAACAGUACUUCACCUUGUCUAGUACAUACUUCCAGGGCCGACCUCCGAAGUCAGUCAACUUUUACUGGAGACGCUUUGCGCUUGAUGACAUGCCUCUGGACAGCCAAAUGGAGUUUGACAAGUGGCUCCGCGAGCGGUGGUAUGAGAAGGAUGCCCUGCUCGAGCAAUACGUCUCGACUGGCCGUUUCCCAGCAAACGGUGCAGGCAUCAAGGGGCACAUCGAGACAGAGGUCCGUACUCGGUAUUGGUGGGAGUUUGGCAAGAUCUUCAUCAUGCUUGGUUCAUUUGGCAUGUUGUUGAAUCUCAUGCUCAAAAUGGCGCGCUACUUUGUUCGCGGUGUGUAG